Molecule: messenger RNA, 810 nt
Organism: Podarcis lilfordi (Lilford's wall lizard)
Lineage: Eukaryota; Metazoa; Chordata; Lepidosauria; Squamata; Lacertidae
Source: the annotation of a GenBank genome assembly
AUGGAUCACAACAAGCCAGGGGUCAAAACAAGGCACCACCUUCUCAGGUGAAUAUCAGGCUUGAGUCCAUAAAUGUUGCUCGACUUUAUCUGGUGUCACUUAGGCUCUGCCAGUUAGACCACCUGUGCUGCUGCCGCUGCCCAAUCUAGCUGUCAAAGCCUCGAUGACCUGCGCUGCUGCCACUGCCUCUUCUGGCUGCUAAAGCCUCAACGACCUGCGCUGCUGCCACUGCCUCUUCUGGCUGCUAAAGCCUCAACGACCUGCGCUGCUGCCACUGCCUCUUCUGGCUGUCAAAGCCUCAAUGACCUGCGCUGCUGCCACUGCCUCUUCUGGCUGCUAAAGCCUCAACGACCUGCGCUGCUGCCACUGCCUCUUCUGGCUGUCAAAGCAUCGAUUACCUGCCUGCUGCCGCAGCCCCCUCUGCCUCUCAAAGCCUCGACAACCUACUCUGCUGCCGCAGCCCUUUCUGGCUGUCAAAGCCUCAAUGACCUGCGCUGCUGCCACUGCCUCUUCUGGCUGUCAAAGCCUCAACAACCUGCGCUGCUGCCGCUGCCCCUCCUGGCUGUCAAAGCCUCGAUGACCUGCUCUGCUACCACUGCCCCUUCUGGCUGUGAAAGCCUCGACGACCUGCUCUGCUGCCACAGCCCCUUCUGGCUGUCAAAGCCUCAACAACCUGCGCUGCUGCCACUGCCUCUUCUGGCUGUCAAAGCCUCAACGACCAGCACUGCUGCCACUGCCUCUUCUGGCUGUCAAAGCCUCAACGACCUGCGCUGCUGCCGCUACCCCUUCUGGCUGUCAAAGCCUCGAUGA